CAUCUUGUUACACCCAGUGAUUGGUAGGAAGUGUUGCCUGUCAUCUGUCUAACCUCCUGUGUUAUCUGUUUUUGACAUUUGCUGCUAAAAACAAAAAAAAUAUAUGGAAUAAUUCCAAUCGGAUACAGCCAUGAGAUGAAAGAAAAGUGGAUAUAAAGGCUCAAGACUCGGUUCCACAUGAAUUAGACUGAGGCAAGUUAUUUCAAUGAGAAUGUGAAGAAGUUGCUGCUACGUUUUGUCGCCUUCCCGAUACACUACUUACGAUGAGACACAUCUGUUCCCACCCUUUGGUGAAGGUCACUAUGAGACCUUGUUACCCUUCCAGCAUUCAUCGGAGCUACAGGAUCAAUGCUUUCCGAAUAAGGACUCUCAGCUCUACUGCUAAGUUGCCCGACACUAAGCCUCCCUCUGAAGACAUGGGUGCUAACCUUUUACAGAAAUGGUCGGAAGUGGGGAAAACCAUGGGCAGGAACACCAUGCAGAGAAUUUCUGUGUCAGCCAAGAACUGGUGGGACCGAUAUGAAGAGUUUGUGGGUCUGGUGGAGGUCCGGGAGGCUCAAGGGAAAGUAGCAGAGGCAGAGAAGGAUUUCAUGGUCGCUCGUGGGAUUGUACGAGAAGCUCGGGAGAGUGUGGAGUCUCAGCAGGUGAAACUGAAGGAAGUGCGUGACCGCCUGGACAGAGUAUCCCGCGAGGAUGUGCAUUAUUUGGAGCUGGCAACUUCAGAACAUAAAUUAUUGCAGGAAGAAAAAAGACUGAGGGCUUUGUAUAUUAACGCAGAAGAAGGUGAAAGAGAAAAGUUUGCCCUCUUUUCUGCUUCCGUAAGAGAAAGCCACGAAAAAGAAAGGACCAGGGCAGAGAGAACUAAGAAUUGGUCCGUUAUUGGGUCCGUACUGGGAGCAGUGAUUGGAGUCAUGGGCUCGACUUACAUCAACCGAGUCAGGCUGCAGGAACUGAAGACUCUGCUUCUAGAAGCACAGAAGGGACCAAUCAGUUUGCAGGAAGCCAUCCAUGAACAUGCCUCGGUACACCAAUCUCAGCAAAAGGAUCUUGGGGACCUUAUUAUAGGCUUGAGAAGUAUAGUUCCAUCUCUAUCGCUGACAUCACAAGAUCCUCAAAAGGGCCUCUCUGGUACCGAGUCAAAGCCUGAACUUGAUAUCACGGUGAACCCGGUUUUAAGAGCGGUUAAAGAACACAUGGGAUAUACCAAGGAUGCAGGGAAACAUCUAGAAAACUUACAAACGAAUUAUACCAACUUAGAAAAGGAUAUCAGGAAACUUACAAAUGACAUGCAAAAUGUGAAGUCAAGGGUUAACUCGCAGCCGGCGGAAAGGACACUCAUGUCCUCCUCUCAAGGGAGCCAUGGGCCGGGGGACCAGCACGAGAACGUGAUUCUAGAACUGUCUGAGGCCGAGCAAAGGCUGCGGACUCGCAUUGACCAAAAUUCAAUUUACAGCACUGCUGUGACGUGUACUGUAAUCGCAAUAACCAUGCCCAUAUUGUACGUUUUACUAAAAGGAAACUAGAAACCUUCACGAUCAGUGAACAUAGUUAAUAAAUUUGACUUAAUCUUCCAUAA
Molecule: messenger RNA, 1576 nt
Organism: Spea bombifrons (plains spadefoot toad)
Lineage: Eukaryota; Metazoa; Chordata; Amphibia; Anura; Pelobatidae
Gene: CCDC51
Product: coiled-coil domain containing 51
Exons: 4
Coding region: 264-1523 (419 amino acids)
Source: RefSeq, a predicted model, not a curated record